Rotaria sp. Silwood2 is the source of this 621-nucleotide messenger RNA. The record is from the annotation of a GenBank genome assembly. NCBI's taxonomy places the organism in Eukaryota, Metazoa, Rotifera, Eurotatoria, Philodinida, Philodinidae.
AUGGACGAGAAUGGAUCUCUCUAUGUCACUGACUUUGGAAAAGAUGAAGUGAGACGAUAUCGAAGAGGAGAAUCUCAAGGAACAGUGGUUGCAGGUGGCAAUGGACGUGGAAAUCGUCUCGAUCAACUCUCUUUCCCACAAUAUGUAUUCGUCGAUCGAGAUCAUUCAGUGUACGUGUCUGAAAGGGGAAAUGAUCGUGUGAUGAAAUGGGUGGAAGGUGCAAAACAAGGCAUUGUCGUGGCUGGUGGUCAAAGAGAAGGGAAUGGUCUUACACAAUUGUCAUAUCCUGAAGGAGUCGUUGUCGAUCAAUUGGGCACUGUCUAUGUGGCUGAUGAUGAGAAUGAUCGAAUCAUGCGUUGGCCCAAAGGAGCCACACAGGGAAGUGUCAUUGUUGGUGGAAACGGUAGAGGAGAACAAUCUAACCAACUCAAAGAACCCAUCGGUUUGUCAUUCGAUCGACACGGCAAUCUCUAUGUCGUUGAUUGGGGAAAUCAUCGAGUACAAAAAUUCAAUGUCGAUUCAACUGUAGAAAAAUUGAUCAGAGUUGCUCUUAAUGCAAUAUGGUUUUUUUUCUUGAGAACGCUAAAUAUAAUAAAGGAGUUCAUUUCGAUGAAAGAAUGA